Molecule: messenger RNA, 2347 nt
Organism: Asparagus officinalis (garden asparagus)
Lineage: Eukaryota; Viridiplantae; Streptophyta; Magnoliopsida; Asparagales; Asparagaceae
Exons: 6
Coding region: 1-2265 (754 amino acids)
Source: RefSeq, a predicted model, not a curated record
AUGAAUUCUGGAGAUUACAACUCCAUAAAUCUUGAUGAAGUUGAAUUCGUCAUCGACGAAACACAAAGUGAUCCAUUCCAGGAUCAUAGUUCAUAUGUAGAGUUUGAAGACAUUUCAACCGAUUUCGGUAAUCCGGAAGGAGGUUUUGCUAGUAGAGAGGACAUGGAUGCUCAUGUAAGAUAUGUUGCUGGCUUGAGGAACGUUACUUUGGCAAUUCGUGAUUCGAAGGGAAAAGACGGCCGACGGCCCAAAGUUCGAUAUUUAUGUAGCCAAGGUGGCGGAUACAGACCAAAAAAGGUUACUGGAACUAGGUCCACUAAAACGACAAAAAAUAAUUGUCCAUUUUGGUUGGACGGAAUGGAGUACCCUGGAGGGCGCUGGUACUUUGAAGUCCGGGAGGGGAGACACAACCAUCCAUUCCCGUCUCAUGCUGUGGGAUCUCGUUUAGGGCUGAUCCGGAGAACAAAUCGUGUACAAGUUUACAAUGCUGUCAGUAAGGUGCGUGCCCAGAAAAGAGAAGGUCGGACCCCGAUGAAUAAUUUCAUCCAUUUACUCAGGCAAUUGAACUACAUGUACGACGUUCGGACUGCUGAUGAAUCUUCCGAACUUGGAGAUAUUGUUUUCUGCCACCCGGCUUCUUUUGUGAUGGUGAAUGCAUAUCCGGAAGUCAUGAUGAUUGAUUGUACGUACAAUACCAAUGAGUAUGACAUGCCUCUACUAGAAGUGGUCGGUGCAACAACACAUUACUCGAAUUGGGGAGCAUUGCUGAACUACUGCAUUGACACAUGGAUUAGUCCGCAUUCCCAAAAAAUCCUGUCAGCUUACAUCGACCAUUAUUUUCACUUCGGAAGCUACACAACAAAUAGGGUCGAAGGAGAACAUCAUCGCGUCAAACGACAUUUAGAUGGUGGUCGGUACCCAUUCGAUACCGUACUGGAGAAACUUCACAAGGUGAUGGAAGGCCAAAUCUGUGAGAUUAAGAAAGUAGCGAGAGUUAACGCUACUAAAUCCAACACAGACACCCUUGGAGAUACGUUGUUUGUUAAUCUGAACAGAUCAAUCACGUUUAAAGCAUUCGGCCUCAUAAGGAAAGAAAUGCAAGUUUUACAAGAAAUGGGUCAGGAUCCAACAACGUGUGGUUGCUACCUAAGGAGAACUCAUGGUCUACCGUGCGCACAUGAGCUUCAGUACUACAUCAUAAAUGGGUAUAGCAUUCCGUUGGAUCAAAUACAUGAUUAUUGGAAAAAGUUAGAUAUUCAGUUUCCAAUAUUUCCUAAUGAUGCCGCGGAUGGAUCCCCGACUCCACCAAAUCCAGUGAGGAGGGCGUUGUUCGAAGAAGUCCCUGAUAUUACUGCACCUCCUACUGCUAAAAAGAAAACCAAGGGUAAAAAGCUCUCUAGUCUCCGUGUACCUUCGGCGUGGGAGAGGGUUGUGAAACAGUACGGAUUUAAAAAGUCUCCAAACAAAAAGGGCCCUGGACGUGUUGCUUCUAUCUCUGAAUCACAGGGGAGUCCAAUGAGCACAUCCCAACGUACGGGGCCACCAGUAUCACCAUCUUCUCCAAAUCCUCCGUGCUCAAGGCCUCCAAUGUCAACCCCUUCUUCCAAAGGCACCACGUUCAUCUUUAAGAAUUCUGUAUUUGAGAGAGAAUUCCCGCCCUACAUUAGAAAAUACAUAGAUCAAUGCACAGAUGUAGCGGCAGACGGAAAUUGUGGAUUUAGAGCGGUGGCUCUAGCAAUUUACGGAACAGAAGAUGAUUGGGUUAAAGUUAGACAAGACUUAGUAGCAGAUCUACAGAAUAGAAGCGCCUUGUACGCUCGAAUCUUAGGUGGGAGGAGUGCGAGGAGUUCUAAUGUGACUAAUCUCAUCCAAUCGAUUGCUCACUACCAUGGACCAGCGGAUGAUGAUUACUGGAUGGCGGUACCGGAUUGCGGUCACGUAAUUGCAACAACAUAUAAUGUUGUUUUCAUGACAUUCAGUGAACAUGGAGGAAAUACUUGUCUGCCAGCGAUAUUAGAUGAAACACAAGGACCUCCAACCCGAAAGGUGGUGUGCGGACAUCUUAGCAAUGAUCAUUGGAUUUUGUUGCAUAUGAAACCAGGGGAUCAUCCGGUACCACCCAUAGCAUUUUACUGGAACGACCAUCACGACAAAUCUGCAGAUGGUUUAGAUGCACAAUUUGCAUUCUCGAUCGGUCACUUUAACCGUCUCCACAAUGAAGAUGGAGAACGUCGAGCAGCAACAAGAAGAAGAAAGAACAAUUAAUUAGGAUCGAAAAAACAAUUGAUGUAUUUCGUUGAGUAGAUUAAUACUUUGAUUUUCUAAUAAAUUUUAUUAUUAUCCUUCA